AUGGAAGAGAACUGGGAGUUAGAAUUGAUUACCUUGGAGACACCAUCACCCUCACCCUCGCCACCCUUGCGGGCACGGCAGUGUACUCAGUGCAUAGGAGGUUUACCCGUGUAUGCCAGCGGCACCAUAGAGAACCCAUGGCACUUCCUUGACUUCAUCUUUUACAACUCUUCCUCUGGUAAGAAGUUUAAGAAACAGUGUGACUUUGUACAUCGCUGGGCGGAGGACAUCAUCGAGAAGAGGCGACAGACCUUGGCGAGAGAUGGACCACCAAAGACCCGCUACCUCGACUUCCUGGACGUCCUGCUCAGUGCCAGAGAUGCUGAUGGCAAGGGUCUCACCCCGCUAGAGAUCAGGAAUGAAGUCGAUACGUUUCUAUUUGCAGGUCACAACACCACGGCCAGUGGAAUAUCAUGGACGCUGUUCACCAUGGCCUCCAAACCCGAGUUCCAGACCAGGAUCCAGGAGGAACUGGACACACUGCUGGACGGAAAAGAGUCCAAGUACAUCACCUGGAAUGACAUCCCAAAACUGGAGUAUCUGACACGAUGUCUAAAGGAAGGAAUGAGAUACCACUCGCCUGUUCCCUUCGUCAGUCGGAAACUGGAACAUCCUAUGGAUAUCGACGGGAAGGUCUUCCCAGUAGGUACACUCAUUUUACUGGGGAUAUGGAAUGUCCAUCACAACCCGGAAGUGUGGGAGGACCCGGAUGUGUAUGACCCUGAUCGGUUCCUACCCGAGAACAUCCAGAAGAAGGACAGCUACGCAUACAUCCCCUUCUCCGCUGGCCCGAGAAAUUGUAUCGGAAAACAUUUUGCCAUGAACGAGGAAAAGAUCAUGCUUGCAAGAAUACUUCACAGAUGUGUGCGUCUGACGAUAUGCGACAAUAUCACCUGA
Messenger RNA from Haliotis rubra (blacklip abalone), 897 nucleotides. RefSeq names its product cytochrome P450 4F6-like. The record is from RefSeq and is a predicted model, not a curated record. Bases 1 to 897 code for a protein of 298 amino acids. Gene Ontology annotation, molecular function: heme binding; iron ion binding; monooxygenase activity. NCBI's taxonomy places the organism in Eukaryota, Metazoa, Mollusca, Gastropoda, Lepetellida, Haliotidae. The transcript is spliced from 7 exons.